Messenger RNA from Alnus glutinosa, 516 nucleotides. RefSeq names its product ankyrin repeat-containing protein NPR4-like. The transcript has a single exon. Bases 1 to 516 code for a protein of 171 amino acids. NCBI's taxonomy places the organism in Eukaryota, Viridiplantae, Streptophyta, Magnoliopsida, Fagales, Betulaceae. The record is from RefSeq and is a predicted model, not a curated record.
AUGGUGAAGGGAGGGGAGGAAUGGAUGAAGGGCACUGCAACUUCUUGUACAGUUGUAGGAGCUCUCAUUAUUACCAUUAUGUUCACUGCAGCAUUCACUGUUCCAGGUGGUAACGAUCAAAAUACGGGGUUCCCAAUGUUCUCACAUAAAAGGUUAUUUACGGUCUUCAUCAUAUGCGAUGUAUUAUCACUUUUUUCUUCAUCAACUUCAGUAUUGGUCUUUCUGGGAAUCCUUACAUCACGUUAUGCGGAAGAAGAUUUUCUCGGAUCCUUGCCGACAAAGAUGAUAAUAGGACUUUCCACUCUUUUCUUCUCAAUUGCAACUAUGAUGAUCACCUUUUAUGCUGGUAUUUGCAUUAUACUACCCGGAAAAUCAUGGGUGACCAUUCCUGUCAUUUGUCUUGCUAGUGUUACAGUCAUCCUAUUUGGUUUUAUGCAGUUUCCCAUUAUUUUUGACAUGAUCAAGUCAACAUAUGGGCCUAGUAUCUUCGAUAGGAAAAAGAAACAUUUUUCUUAA